AUGUGUCAUGUCUGUAACAAUCAUGUUGAGACCACCACACAUGCCUUGCUCACAUGUGAUUUCGCUAGCUCUUGUUGGUCUUCUUUCGAGGCAUCUUUUAGUAUGGCCACAUUGUCCUCUUUUGGUAACUGGUUUGAGUAUAUGCAGCAGACUUUCGAUGUUGAGCAGGUUUGUCGUGCUACUAUGGUUUGUUGGGCGGUCUGGAAAGCCCGAAAUGAAACUGUUUGGGAAAAAAAAACCUCCUCUGUCGAAGAGGUUAUUACAUCAGCUUCUGUCACUCUUAAUCAUUGGCGAAAGGCUCAGGAUAAAACAACCUUAUUAUCACUGUCGUUAGAAAACAAUGGUGCUCGGUCUGAGUUUUGGAUUAAACCAGGAACGAAUCAAAUCAAGAUAAAUGUUGAUGCAACGCUUUUUCAACAGGAAAGUUCGUAUGGUUUUGGAUUAGUGGCAAGGGAUAGCUCGGGCAGACUUAUAGAAGCAAAGACAUGCUAUCAAGGAGGAGUCUUUCCAGAUGAGGUUGUUGAAGCCAUGGGAAUUAAGGAAGCUCUUAGUUGGAUCAAGAGCAAGAAUUGGCAUAACGUAGAGAUUGAGACCGAUAGUAUGCUUUCUGUUCAGAGCAUUCGUAGUAAUCAAAUCAUGUCUUCUAUUUUUGGUUUGCUUAUUCAGGAUUGUCAAAUUUUGUUAUCUUCUCUACAUAAUGUGCAUGUACGUUUUAUUAGGCGAUCAGCAAAUCGAGUAGCACAUGUUGUUGCUAGACACUCUCGAUUUCUUUCUGGUUGUAGCAUUUUUGAGCAUAAUGUUUGGACUGAUUUACAAUCUCUAUUGUAUUCAGAAUGCUAA
Messenger RNA from Humulus lupulus (European hop), 840 nucleotides. RefSeq lists its product as uncharacterized. The transcript has a single exon. NCBI's taxonomy places the organism in Eukaryota, Viridiplantae, Streptophyta, Magnoliopsida, Rosales, Cannabaceae. The record is from RefSeq and is a predicted model, not a curated record. The coding region runs from base 1 to 840 and encodes 279 amino acids. Gene Ontology annotation, molecular function: nucleic acid binding; RNA-DNA hybrid ribonuclease activity.